AUUUACAAAAAAAACCUUCCGCUUCCGGGUGCUUACAUUUCUCUGCCAUAUUCCGCUCCAGUCUUUUCCCUUCCCAGCUGUGUGUAUGCUGCGUUACCCCGGGGGAUGGUCUGCCAUCUGACGUGAACAAGUUAACCACAUUCAAAACGGGCAAAGUUGGCGAUUUCAUAAAGAACGGUAAAACAAACAGUGAGCAAAAAUGACGACGCGAUCGGAGAGAGAAAAGGCCCAGAAACUCAAUGAACAGCAUCAGGCCAUACUGUCCAAAAUGCUAAGGGAGGACGACAACAAAUACUGCGCCGAUUGUGAGGCUAAAGGACCACGAUGGGCCUCCUGGAACCUGGGCGUGUUCAUCUGCAUCCGAUGCGCCGGCAUCCACCGGAACCUGGGCGUGCACAUAUCCCGCGUCAAGUCCGUCAAUCUGGACCAGUGGACCCCAGAGCAGAUGCAGAGUGUACAGGACAUGGGGAACACCAGGGCCAGGCAGCUGUACGAAGCCCAUCUGCCAGAGAACUUCAGACGGCCACAGACAGACCAAGCCGUGGAGUUCUUCAUCAGGGACAAGUACGAGAAGAAGAAAUACUACGACAAGAACGCCAUCAACGGAUCCAUUAAGGCCCCUGAUGUGGCUCAGUCUUCCUCCUCCUCCUCUCCCUCCUCACAGGCAUCUGAGAAAAACAAGUUGGAGAAGGAAAGGGAGAAGAAGAAGGACGAGAGGAAGAGGGAAAAGGACACAGACAAAAGCACCAAGCCCUCGCCUCUGGAGAAGAAGCGCGAGGACGUGCAGUCAGACUCCAAGCCGAGCCCCAGGAAGAACGCCGAGCCCUCCGUCGACCUACUGGGCCUGGAUGCCCCAGCGGCGGGGGCAGCAGGCAGUGCUGUAGGGGCAGGAGGCAGCGCUCCCAUCAGUGACGACCUGGACAUCUUUGGGCCCAUGGUGUCUAACCCUCUGCCCUCCAGCGCCAGCACAAACCAGGCCAGUUCCAGUAAAGCUCCAGGGGUCCCUGCGGCGGCAGUGGCCGCUCCCGGUGCACCGUCUGGGGCCGUGGUGGAGGCGGCGCCGACCUCCUCCUCCCAGGGCGAGCUGGAUCUCUUCAGCGAGGGCGGAGGCGGUAAGGCUGAGGAGAAUGCCAAGAAGCCCCUCAGCAAGGACUCCAUCCUCUCCCUGUACGGCUCCAGCACUGUGCCCCAACAGCCCACACAAGGUGACUCUCUCACUCUCUCUCCGUCUCAGAUGCAGUUCCCCACACAGCCGCCCGCCAACUUCCAGGCCUUCCCGGGCAUGGGCGGCGCCAUGCCCCCCACCACCAUGAUGGGCGCCGUGAUGGGCCAGGGGGCCGCCCCGGCCGCCAUGAUGGGCCAGAACGCCACCGGCAUGAUGGUGGGCAUGACCAUGCCCAACGGCUUCAUGGGCGGCGCCCAGGCCGCUGGCGUGAUGGGGCUGGCGCCGGGCAUGAUUGGAGCGCAGCAGGGCGCCAUGCCGGCGGGCGUGGUGCCACCCCAGAACAUGUACGCCAUGCAGCCCGGUCAGCAGCCCCAGUGGAACAUGGCACAGAUGAACCAGCAGAUGACCGGCAUGAGCCUGAACGGCUCCGGAGCGCCCAUGUCGUUCGCCCAGCCCGGGGCCCCCAUGGGCGGCUGGGUGGGACCCCCCUCCGGCCAGACCCUCAGCACCCAGCUCUGGAAGUGAGCACACAGGCAAGGGAUGGAGGGAGAAAGAGACCGAAGAGAAGAGAAGAGAACUGAAGAGCGAGGGGGAGGAUAGAGAGAGAGAGAGGAAAAGCAGAAGAGGCCGUACGGACACACUCCUCCCUCCUCCUCCUCCUCUUCAUCUGUCCAUCUUUUUCUUCAUCUCGGCGAGUGUUGUAUCCAUGUACUGUUAUAUUUCCCCUACUUUCCAACCAUUACUACUCUGGAGAAUAUCAACUCUACCUGCUCAACCCUGUGUAUGUAUGGAGUGGUUAGAGUGUACAGGUAUAACGCAGACUGGCAGCUUUUUGUCCGUCUUAUUUGCGAAAUAGUUUUUUUUUUCUUCUUCUACUCUUUUUUUCUUUUGUUUUUUUUUUGUUAAAGGAAAACAUAUCAGCGAAGAGAAGAACAAAAAAGCUGCUGGACCAAUUAUACAAGCAUCUAAUAUAUCAUUACCAAAAUCGAUAGUGAGUAAAUAGUAUUUAAAUGGCUGAGACUUGGCUAUCAUGUUUGUGAAACGCGACUCCUUUCCGCUGCCCGUUCUCCUCCUAUGCCCUUGUGUAUACAGCUCUCCCCUUCCAUGGUCCUGUAGCAGGUAUCGUAUGAGCCGAUGUUCUGUAUGUAAUUAUUAUACGGUAGAGAUCAGACCCCUCCAGACAUCCCCUAUCAGCGCUCCACCCAGAUCCAUCAACAUCCCCACCCCCCACCCAACCUCCACACAACCUCCACCCAAUGUGGCUCCAGCUCCCAAAACAAAAGCCCUCCUCAUAACUGUGGUGUUUUAUUAUGUGCAUUACAGAGAAGCACAGCUAGCAAGAGGCUAAUAAACCUGGACGACUCCACGAGACAGACAGCAGUCACACACACGUUAAAUUAACAUUUCAAGUAAAUAAUAAAUAAAUAAGGAUUCUUUUGAGGAUGAUGAGGUUUCAAACGAGUUGGGGGGGGGGUGGUGAGGUAAGGACUGGUUGUUAUGACGAGUAGAUGGGCUAGGAAAAUGUAUGUGAUGGAAGGAAAGAUAUUUGAACAGAAAAUAAAUAAAUAAAUAAAUAAACAAACAAACUGGAAUUGAAUUCAAGAAAUGGCAACACACACACACACACACACACAGGCUGACAAACACAAGAGUCUAGAUGGCGGUAGCAGAGCUCACAGUCCACACAGACAGACAGGGUCACUCUGCGGUGCAAUAAUGUGAGAACACAUACACCACACACACACACACAGAAACACACUGUCGUCCUCCAGGUUUAUCUCUAUAAUGUGUUUACAUUUUCUGGUGCCUAGUACAGAGAAAAAAAAUGGUAUUUCCGUGCAUUAAACAGUGAAUAGCCAUGAACUAUAGUGUGAUCAUUUUGUCUGAAGAUUUAUUGUAAAGUUUUGUUUCUUUCUUUUCUUUUAAUUUGUUUUCCUUUUUCUUCUGGCUUUUAAGAGGGUCGUUUGGAAUAAAGACAGUUGUACUCCU
Molecule: messenger RNA, 3154 nt
Organism: Alosa alosa (allis shad)
Lineage: Eukaryota; Metazoa; Chordata; Actinopteri; Clupeiformes; Clupeidae
Gene: smap1
Product: small ArfGAP 1
Exons: 11
Coding region: 200-1690 (496 amino acids)
Biological process (GO): regulation of clathrin-dependent endocytosis
Molecular function (GO): GTPase activator activity; metal ion binding
Source: RefSeq, a predicted model, not a curated record